AUGGCUUUCCCGGCUGUGCUAAAUCCUGCAAUCCUAUCUCCGAAUAGCACAGACAUCAAAGCUACUUCUGAACAAGCUUCCUGGAUAGCAUCAAGUAAUGGCAUUUCGGGAAUCGUCGGUUUCUUAAUUUUCUCACCUAUAUUUCAAAGCUUCGGUCGGAAGGUGGUUGGUAUCGGAUUGAAUGUCAUACUGGUUGUCGGCUGGCUCGCACUAUCCCUUGCCAACAGUAUCACGGUCUUAGUUUUAGCUAGGGCUAUUCAAGGCUUAAUUAUAGGCGGAUUGUUUAUCAAUGCGAUAACUUUAUCCGAAUAUACAAAUCCACGCAGAAGAGGCUAUUUCAUGACAUUAAAGAAAAUAUCAUUAGGUGUAGGUUCAUUGGCCUGUCAUUCCUUUGCAUUAAUAUGUACGUGGAGACAAAUAGCUUCAUUUUGUAUAAUUCCAUCAGCGUUAGCUGCAUUAUUCAUACUAUUCUGGCCUGAGAGCCCGGCUUUUUUAGCUAUGAAAGGACGAUUCGACGAAUCGGAAAAAGCCUUCACUUGGUUGAAUGGAAACUCAAUAACGAGUAAAAAAGAGCUAAAAGAGUUAAUAAAAGCACAGACAGAGCGACAGGAAGAAAUCAAGAAAUCUGAAAAGAUUUCCGAUGUGAAGAGUUUUAUAAUAACGAUUAAAAAUAAAGAAAUGCAGAAAGCUUGUAUAAUAGUUGCACUUGUCACUUUGUGUAUUGAUGCUUGUGGCAGAUACUUUCUAAUAGCUUAUAUAACGCAAAUAUUAGAAGAAAUUACUGGCAAGACUAAGGAUAGAACAUUGCAAGAGAUAGAAGGUGAAAUAAGGGGCACUGACCGAUCAGAUGUAGUUAAAAACUUGUUACCUGAAAAAGCCAUUUCAGUGGUUCAUCAUUUCACAUAA
Molecule: messenger RNA, 906 nt
Organism: Parnassius apollo (apollo)
Lineage: Eukaryota; Metazoa; Arthropoda; Insecta; Lepidoptera; Papilionidae
Source: the annotation of a GenBank genome assembly